AUGAAGUUCAGUCUCCUCGCCCUGGCCACCCUCGCCAUCACUGCCCUCGCCAACAACUCUGGCGGAGGCGGCAGCGGCGGCGGCGCGCCCAGCUCGGGCGGCUACUGCCCCGACUGCAAGAUCCAAGGCGUCAACAAUGUAACCACAAAGUUCCUCAAGGGCAACUGCAAGUGGGCGCACAAGACGGACAAGAAGGACCCCAACUUCCUCAUCAACCUCUCCAAGGGCCAGAACCCGCCGCUGCUCUGGAUCGGGUGCUCCGACUCGCGCGUCCCAGAGACGGUGAUUACCAACUCGCGCCCGGGCGACAUCUUCGUGCACCGAAACAUUGCCAACAUGGUCCCGCUCACCGACGACAACUCGCUCGCGGUGCUCGACUACGCCGUGCUCCAUGUCGGCGUGUCGGACGUCGUUGUGGUUGGCCACACCAAGUGUGGUGGCGCGACGGCCGCCUACAACGCCGUGCACCCGCCCGCGACGCCCGCCGAGCCCGUCACGGACGACCCGAGCGUCGAGAGCCACCUGACGAGCUGGCUCGCGCCGCUCAUCGCGCUGACCAAGGCGCUGCCGGGGAACGCGACGAUCGAGGAUGUUGUCGAACACAACGUCGCCGCGCAAGUCGACAACGUCGUACAGUCGCCCAUCGUCCAGAACGCGUGGAAGCAGGGCAAGGACGUCCGCGUCCACGGAUGGGUGUACGACCUCGAGACGGGCCUCCUGCACGACCUCGGCCUCACGCGCACAAAGGCUGACUGCACCGACUAG
Molecule: messenger RNA, 765 nt
Organism: Vanrija pseudolonga
Lineage: Eukaryota; Fungi; Basidiomycota; Tremellomycetes; Trichosporonales; Trichosporonaceae
Product: Carbonic anhydrase 2
Exons: 5
Coding region: 1-765 (254 amino acids)
Biological process (GO): cellular response to carbon dioxide; cellular response to oxidative stress
Molecular function (GO): zinc ion binding; carbonate dehydratase activity
Source: RefSeq, a predicted model, not a curated record